Conger conger (European conger) is the source of this 8427-nucleotide messenger RNA. RefSeq names its product GRAM domain containing 1Ba (gene gramd1ba). The transcript has 21 exons. Gene Ontology annotation, biological process: intracellular sterol transport. Gene Ontology annotation, molecular function: sterol binding; sterol transfer activity. Gene Ontology annotation, cellular component: endoplasmic reticulum membrane; plasma membrane; endoplasmic reticulum-plasma membrane contact site. Bases 25 to 2586 code for a protein of 853 amino acids. Lineage: Eukaryota; Metazoa; Chordata; Actinopteri; Anguilliformes; Congridae. The record is from RefSeq and is a predicted model, not a curated record.
UCCCUGCGCCGCAAGCGCUUUAAGAUGCGGCGCACCAAAAACGUCCUGAUCGAGAGGGAGGUGCCCGAGGGGGGCGGGACCCUGCCCGGCUCCGCCCCCAGCUCCACCUCCAAGGAGUACCUGCAGCUGCCGUCCAUCGAGAUCACGCCGUCCAGCGACGAGGACGCCCCCUGGUCCAACUGCUCCACCCCCAGCGCCUCCCCCCGACGCAAGCGCUGCCUGCUGAAGAAGUGGCUCCGGGUUCGGGAGAAGAAGGACGGCAGUGAGAGCAGCAGCCAGCAGAGCAGCCUCCAGAGCAGCCAUGAAGAGGACUCCACCCGCUUCCUGACUCCUUACAUCCGCGAGGAGAGGGCAGACAGUGGAGUGGACCGGCUGAGCACUGCCAGUAACUCGAACCGGAGCACGCCUGCCUGCUCGCCCGUCCUUCGCAAACGCUCUCGCUCGCCCACGCCCCAGAACCCGGAGGGCGACACCAUGGUGGAGAAGGGCUCGGACCACUCCUCUGACAAGUCACCCUCGACCCCGGAGCAGGUCGUGCAGCGCACCUACAGCCAAUCGGUGCACUCCACACGCAGUGGCGGCAAGAACUCCAAAAAAAGCCAGAGCUGGUACAACGUCUUGAGCCCCACAUAUAAGCAGCGCAAUGAGGACUUCAGGAAGCUCUUCAAGCAGCUGCCUGACUCAGAACGGCUCAUCGUGGACUACUCCUGCGCCCUGCAACGAGACAUCCUUCUGCAGGGACGACUCUACCUCUCAGAAAACUGGAUCUGUUUCUAUAGCAACAUCUUCCGCUGGGAAACGCUGCUAACAGUGCGGCUGAAGGACAUCUGCUCCAUGACGAAGGAGAAGACAGCCCGUCUCAUCCCCAAUGCUAUCCAACUUUGCACUGACAAUGAGAAGCACUUUUUUACCUCGUUCGGGGCCCGAGACCGGACUUACAUGAUGAUGUUCAGGCUGUGGCAGAAUGCUCUGCUCGACAAGCCAUUGUGUCCCAAAGAGCUGUGGCACUUUGUUCACCAGUGCUACGGGAACGAGCUGGGCCUGACCAGCGAUGACGAGGACUACGUGCCACCAGAUGACGACUUCAACACCAUGGGAUACUGCGAGGAGAUCCCGGCCGAGGACAACGAGGUCAACGACAACUCCUCCAAGAACCUCGGCGAGGCCAAGCCCGACGCCAAGCCCGACGCCAGCCCGCUGCUCAGCAAGAAGGCCUACAGCAACAACAACGCCCUCACCCCCACCGGCAGCGGUGACACGCCCGUCUCCUUUGACCUCCCCCCGGCGGAGGAGUUUCCGGGUUGCCUCCCGGAGGGAGAUGUGCUGACCCUCCCGCUGACGGACCACAAGAGCGAACUCAGCAUUCCCGUCCCUGUGCCCGUCCUCUCGCCCUCGCUCGACUUCAACGACAACGAGGACCUGCCCACAGAGCUCAGCGACUCGUCUGAGACGCACGACGAGGGAGAGGUGCAGGCCUUCCAGGAGGACCUGAAUGGGAAGCAGUACAUCAAUGAGGUGUACAAGUUCAGCGUUGACAAGCUGUACGAUAUCCUCUUCACCGAGUCCCAGUUCAUGAGGGACUUCCUGGAGCAGAGGAGAUUUUCGGAUGUGGUAUAUCACCCCUGGAGGAAGGAGGAGGCGGGGAACCAGACCCGUGAGAUCAUGUACACCAUCUCCCUCACCAACCCACUGGCUCCCAAGACGGCCACGGUCACAGAGACACAGACUCUGUACAAAGCCAGUCAAGAGAGCGAGUGCUACAUCAUUGAUGCAGAGGUGAUCGCACACGACGUCCCCUACCACGACUACUUCUACACCCUUAAUCGUUACAUGCUGACUCGGGUGGCUAAGAACAAGUGCCGAUUGAGAGUCUCCACAGAGCUGCGUUACAGGAAGCAACCCUGGGGUCUGGUCAAAGGCUUCAUAGAGAGAAACUUCUGGAGCGGACUGGAUGAGUACUUCAGGCAUCUAGUGCUGGAGCUGAGUAAGGCCGAGGCGGUGUUUACAGACCCGCACCGGCAGCAGUCGCCCAAGGCCAAGGCCCUGAGGACGGCGACAGCGCGCCGCAGGAAGCGACCUCACACUCUCCUCCGAGCCCAACACCUGGACGAGGCCCUGAGUGCCGUGACCACGCCCGAGGACGAGGAGGUCAUACACCGCAUCAAACACGUGGCAGGUUCCACGCAGACAAGACACAUCCCUGAGCACGUCCCCGGCGGCUUCGCCCUGUACAGCGUCUCCAAGCUCCUCCUCAUCAUCAGCUUUGUCCUGGUGUUGCUGGUCUUCCUCAACAUAAUGCUCUUCUAUAAGCUGUGGAUGUUGGAGUACACCACCCAGAGCCUCACCACUUGGCAGGGCCUACGACCCCACGAAAGCAAACUGCCGCAGACGCAGACGGAGUGGGCGCAGGUCCUGGAGUCGCAGCAGCGCUACCACGACGACGAGCUGCAGAAGUGGAGGGCCAUUAUCAAGUCCUCGGUCCUACUGUUAGAUCAGAUGAAAGACUCGCUAUUGAACCUCCAAAAGGGCAUUGGCUUGAGAGACUACAGCUCAGAAGCAGAGGAGAAAAGAAACCGCUAUCACUGAAAAAAAAAAAAAAACCUCGGCCAAGAGGGGAAUGGCGUGCAAUAUGACAAUACAGGCAUGGACACAUGUGCAAAUGAGAGAUUACCCAUACUGGACCAAUGUGAUCGAGAGGAUUCUUCUGCUGCUGUCACCCGCCAGACCAUCAGCAGGAAGUGCCAUCAUCCUAAAGAGGAAGUGGAGCACUGAGGCAUUACGAGGAAGACAGCAGUACUCCCCCUCGGCGUAAAUCCUAUCUUGUUUUCUCUCUCUGCUCUAGAACUUCACACCGUAAGUUUUAAAUGCGUACAAAAAAAAAGAAACAAGUCCGACCAUCAACAACAACAAAAAAAAGAACCAAAAGCAUGCGAUUUUAAAUCUUUUAAAUGAGGAUUUGUAGUUGGAUUCCUGCUCACUCUGUGUCUCUGAAGAACUGCAAUGACAAAAAAGACAAGGGCAGGGUUUCUGUAGUUCCCAGGGUUUUAGCACUCCCUUGACUGAUCCCAGAUAGACCACCCCGUGACAUCAGAGCUGCAGUAUCCCUUGCCCCCAGUGUUGACUGUGGGUCCAGGUUACUCAUUGAGCAUCAAAUUGUAUGCAAAUGCACUGAGCUUAAGUUCUAAGACAUGAUUCACAGAGAUAUAUAUAUAUACGUAGUUAUGUGUAGUUAUAAUUUUUCUAUUGGAAUUUAUGCCUGACAAGGCUCUUUUUUGCCAGGUCUACAUGGAGAGUCAGGGGCUGGUUUCCCUGAUAGCUAUGUGCCAUGGUGUUGUGUUUAUAUAAUCAUGAUAUGUGGUUACGACUUCUUUUGUGACACGAGGUUUGUCCAUAGUAUUUAAUGAUCCCCGUUAUUUGUCAGGACUGUCUGUGACAGCAACGGCUGGAAGUGUUUAUCGGAAAGUGUUGACUAAACCGGGGAGGGGGAACGCGACGGACAUUUUGUUUUCUUAGUUCGGAUUGAGUUCGAGAAACACCGAUUUUACCAGCAAUAAAGUGUCUACUAUUUGUCAGCUGCUGUAAACAGGGAGCUUUGCCACCUUCCCCAUGAAUCGCGAGAGCUACGUUUGUGUGGGUUGGCCCUUAAAAGCUUGAAGCUCCCUCCAUGGUAUUGUGAAGCUGGAGUAGUGUGGCGAAGCUGUCAGAAUGUUUUGUGUUAGGAGUGUUCAAACUAUGCAUUGGUAAAUAGACCCAGCAGCAUCAUCGUUCACUGAUAUUAUUGCCUUGUAUCAUUGGACAAUGAAUCGGGUCUGAUGAUAUGAAAACGUACCAUGUCUAUGAGAUUCGUUUUUUUUUUUUUUUUUUUUUCAUCCACUGACAAUUUUCAUUUCAUCCUCUCCUUUGAGAGUGUACCUCACUAGUGUUAAAGGGCCAGGUCCUUAAGAAGUUAAAUGGCACAAUCUGUUUAUUUAUGACUGUUUUUUGCAAUUUCUUUUGCCAAGUUUUGGGGUGUCAUAACCCAUAUAUUUUUGCCCUAAAUAUUGCAGUCUUAAUCCAUGUAAUUGUAACUACCUUCCCUUAAGCUAUCUGGCCACUAUUUUUUAUAUUCAUCAAAAAGCAUGACUAUUUGCAAGUUUUUAAUCGGUUCUGAAGCAGAAUGUACUCUUAACUUGGAGUUGCGUGUGGUCCUAAGUGUGGUCCACAUGGAAUUGUGAGUUAGGGACUAUUUUUUGGAAUAUUCUUUGCUUGAAGAGGUGAUGUGAAUCUGUUUGAUUAAGAUAACACCAGAAAGAAGGGUGCUACAUCAGUGUAAGAAUUUCAUCUGCGUCUAAACAGGGAUGAAGAGAGUAAUAGUUCUUUAUGUGUGAAAUCUGGUCACGUGAGAUUUUUUUGCCAGCAUUUUUAUAGGUUUUGCUGAAAAGUGAAAGGGGGCAUUGAGUCCUGACUAAAAUUUCAGUUAUAAGAGUUGGCUGUUCCUCCGGAAUUUGAAGACAUUCCCUGCAAUGUGAGAAGCAGACUGGUAAACAGGGAGAGACAUAAGGAAAGCAGGGGGAAUGGGCUGUGGGAUGAGGGGAAUUUUACUUAUUUAUUUUUAUUUUCUUGCAAAAAGGGAUGCUGCAGCUGGACGAUGUGGGGCUGUUACUCAGAGAAUGUUUGAUUACAAAACUGUGAAUAUCUCUAUUUAAAUUACUUUAAGUUGGAAAAGAAAAUAUGAAGUAUAAACAUAGAGAUGCAGAUAUUUAUUGAUGAUAUAUGUACAGUACAGCGUAUAAAAAAAAUUAUUAACAGAGCCCAAGGCAUGUUGAAGAAUUAAUGGGUAAAAGAAUAUGUUUCUUCAGCUACAUUCUCAGACCUGUCUGUCACACCGUGUCUUUGUCAGUGCAACAUGGGGAGCAUUGUAUGUUUGUUUGUGUUGCUUCAUUUCAUAGCUCCAGCAUGUAGACGUAACAACCAGGCUGCCUUUUGCUCAUUGGCCAUAUCCUGCUAUAUCCUGGCUACAGCUCACAGCCACACGACCAAUGAACAGUCCUGCCACUGGCGUGUCCCCGGCAACAAUACUGCACCACACACACUCUUCAUUUCAUCAAAACAACAGUGCAGUAUUAUGCCUAAAAGUAGCUAGCAUUAAUGACAUAAAACUCUGAGAACAGACACCACAUUCCUCAUUCCACAUUGUCACUUCUCGAUUUAAAUGCAAAGCAGAGAAUACAAAUACCAAAUUCAACCUUUCAGUCUCUCCAUAGUUAUUGCUUACAACGAAGCUUGUCACUCAUAAUUCAGUCUCUACACUUAUCACCAUCUGUACCUGCAUAGCAUACGGUAUAUUACUGUAUAUCACUUGACUAAUACUGUGGUAGUGUGCUGCUCAGUCUGAACACCAUACACACCCAGAAACGGUCAGAAAGUCCUGCCCUGUGUUUCUUCCAUGAACUCCAGCCAGCCGAUUACACAAAUUAGUUCUACCUCUUGGGUGAAUGAUUGUGGUAACUAGCAAAUCCAGGUGAUUGGAACAAAAUGCUGGAGAGGAUUUUAUUUUCUGAACCUGGAUUUUCCACAUCUGUAUAUACCUUAUGCUUGAAUAUUUUUACUGCCUGGUUUUUCAAAAUGGCCCCCAUGCCCCUCAUGCCAGUAUUAGGUUCAGUGUAAAAAUCUCUUGAGAAUGUUUAAUUGGGUGCAUGUGAUCCCGAUUGGGCUAAUAUAAACUCUGGUAGAGCUUUUAAAAUAAGUGUUCUUGGUGAAGUAAAGUUCACCACCUCUUUGCUUAAUCGGCAAAGAAACACGCACGGCACGUGUUGAAACAGCCACACAAUGGCAGUAUUGUGAACUCUAUUAACCACCAUUUGUAGAAUAAACGUUACCAUUCAAAGCAAUUGUGCAUGCAGUUACUACACAACAGUUACAAUAGUGUUUCAAUGGAGAGGGGGUGAAUGAGAAACAGUAGUCUGUUGUUUAUGCACUAGUUCUCUAAGAGACUCCAAUUCCCAUCAUCAUGCAUUCAGUCAUGAACAACCUCCAAUUUAGUAUGUCAAAACUGAAUAUACAGAAGGUCUCACACACAGUUCAUAUGCAUAUAUUCCACAUAAUCUCUGCUUUCCUAGCCCCAUCUCAAAGAUUUUUAUGUACAGUAUAAUAAAACUGGAGUGAGGUGAAAAUGAUAUUGGAGUAAAUAAUGUUGAUAAUGAAGCUUAACUUACCAUCAAAGCUCACAAAGGUAGCUCAUCAUAUUGCCAUAACUGAAUCACCAUAUAUAGCUUUUUGUGUGUGUCACCUAUUUGCAUUUUUAGCAUCUCUCACAGAUACAUCAGAAGCAUGCAUGUGCUUUCCCCCCAAGGACUAUGCUUCUGCAUACAGUAACUACCGUCUGUUUUAUUUCAUUUAAUACUGUUACAGGUGCUCGUUCGGUUGAAAUAUUUAAAAGUCGGUUCGGUUUUAAAGUCUUAUACUGUCCACCCACAGUAUAAGGUGGAAUAUAUUUUAUGUGAAACCCAGACUAUUUUGUAUUAAUUUCUAUAUCUGUGAAUGUCAAGGGAACAAAAUGUGGUGUGCUGUGUUAAGCCACUCAAAGAUACUGUAUGUCUACUGCGCUUCUGCGGAUGACUCAGGCAGUUGAGUUCUGAUGGUCUUGGCCCAAAGUAUUAUGUUGUGUACGGUGGAACACCUGACUCUGAGACUUAGUGGCAUAAGGUCUUUGCCCUUUCACUCAAUCUUUUACUUCAACAGCAUGAAUCCAGACGUGCGUUCAAGGUGGCUAACAUUAGUUAACGUUCGUCGAAUUAUUGUCUUUUUUUCCCUGUUCGCCAUGAACGUUAGAUAGCUAAAGUUAGCUAACAGUUUUUAAAGGUAGUGCAUGGCGCACAGAAAUUUCUGCUGAUGGGGAACAUGCAGAGAGAACAAAAGUUGACAAAUAUUUGGCUGUUACACAAUGUAAUAUUUCUUCUUACCUUUAAAAACCACAGGUAAGCAACACAUCCGCUAGCUGGCAUUGUUUGACCUAAGUCGAAUCCAUUUGUAUUAAAAAGGUGUUGAUGGCAAAUUAAUGUUCAUUGAAAAUUGUUCAACAGUAACCGUUUGCUGCAAACAUUGUUCGCCACUGACGUUUGCUGUCUUGAACGCACGUCAGUUCUGAUUGGAAAUCAAGUCACGCCAGAGCGUCAGUUCUGAUUGGAAAUGUUUCUGUUUAUACAAAUAAUAAUUUAUGUAAUCCGGCAAAGGUCAAUACAUGCAAUCAUUUCAUUGACUGAUUAAUUUAUAAAAGGUCAAUCCAUACUAUUUGCAAACUGACAUUAUCAAAACAUGAGCUAGUUUAUGUUAUACUUGAGAGGUUAUUACAUUUCAAUAAUGAGGGUAAUGGUAUGUAUAAUUUUAAUCAUUGACUGCUAAACCUAGCCACAUUGGAACGGUAUUCUAGCCUUUCCAGUUUGACAUUAUCAGCUAGAGACGUGAGAAAUGCCUUGUUUGCUGUUCGGUUUCAUGGCAAAACAGACAUCAGGUAGAUCUAGUCUCUGCAUGCCAGUUUUAAAGGACUGAAAAUGGUACUCCGUCCAUUUCAACCAAAACUUGACCAAUCAGGAUUCUGGAAAUAUUGAAUGACGUAACAGAUGUUAUGCUAAUCAGAAAUUCAAUACAAAAUGGUCAUACAAAAGCUUGUCUGAAUGUUGAAGAAAAGAGUAAACAAUCUGAAUGUUAAAGAAAAUAAGUAAACUGAAAGCAUUAUAAAAAAUAACAAAUACAUUUAUUUUCAAGGCACAUUGAGAUGCUUUCCAAAGCAACUGUAAACCAUGACAGUGAGUGCUCAAACCAACUGAAAUUGAAACUGUAUGUUGUUCAAACCAAAUAAAUCCCACAAUAACGCAGAUUAUACAAAAUGACAGUUAUAUUUGUCAUUCCCAUGAUAAACCUCUGAUUGGUGGGAAAGAGAAUAGCCUGUAUCUACGGUAACCCAAUAAGUGUUGGCACUGCCUUUAAUGAAAAGCACCUCUAGUUUCACAUCUGUCCAGACUCCAUAUAUGGAAACCAAGGGAACACGACACACCCGACCUCACACAAACACACACGCGCACACACAUAUAAAAGAAAGGGAAAAAUGUCUUGUCAACAAAAUGAAUAUCCCCAACAAAAAAAAAAAUCUAAAAUGUUCCUCAAGAGUGUUGUGGCAUUAUCUAACUGAUGUAUGUGCAUAAAGAAUCCUAAUAUAUGUUUUUUAGAACAGUUUUGAUCUCUAUGUAUGAAUCUUAAAUAUAUUUAUACAUAUGUACUGUAUGUAUAUGUUGUGUAUAUUUACAGUGUAUUCAGACAAACCUGUGCUGUGCGCAGGUUUCUAUCCACGAAGAGCUGUGAGACUGAUAAAACACAUUUAUGGAUCAUGUGAAGUAGAGAAUGGAGGUAUGAAUAAAAUAUACUGAAAAAAGAAUUCAGUACUUCAUGUCA